This is a messenger RNA of Homarus americanus (American lobster), 681 nucleotides long. RefSeq names its product golgin subfamily A member 6-like protein 2. The transcript has a single exon. NCBI's taxonomy places the organism in Eukaryota, Metazoa, Arthropoda, Malacostraca, Decapoda, Nephropidae. The record is from RefSeq and is a predicted model, not a curated record. Bases 1 to 681 code for a protein of 226 amino acids.
AUGAUUUUAGUGAAAAGGUUGAGAAGUGGAGAGAAGCACCGGAAGGAAGACCAAAGGUUGAGAAGUGGAGAGAAGCACCAGAAGGAAGACCAAAGGUUGAGAAGUGGAGAGAAGCACCGGAAGGAAGACCAAAGGUUGAGAAGUGGAGAGAAGCACCAGAAGGAAGACCAAAGGUUGAGAAGAAGUGGAGAGAAGCACCAGAAGGAAGACCAAAGGUUGAGAAGUGGAGUGAAGCACCAGAAGGAAGACCAAAGGUUAAGAAGUGGAGAGAAGCACCAGAAGGAAGACCAAAGGUUGAGAAGUGGAGUGAAGCACCAGAAGGAAGACCAAAGGUUGAGAAGUGGAGAGAAGCACCAGAAGGAAGACCAAAGGUUGAGAAGUGGAAAGAAGCACCAGAAGGAAGACCAAAGGUUGAGAAGUGGAGAGAAGCAUCAGAAGGAAGACCAAAGGUUGAGAAGUGGAGAGAAGCACCAGAAGGAAGACCAAAGGUUAAGAAGUGGAGAGAAGCACCAGAAGGAAGACCAAAGGUUGAGAAGUGGAGUGAAGCACCAGAAGGAAGACCAAAGGUUAAGAAGUGGAGAGAAGCACCAGAAGGAAGACCAAAGGUUGAGAAGUGGAGAGAAGCACCAGAAGGAAGACCAAAGGUUGAGAAGUGGAGAGAAGCACCAGAAGGAAGACUAA